GGGGCGGCCAGUGACCGGUCGUCAGUCGAGUGGUGUACCGAGCGCGGUCAGCUGCACUGUUCGGAGCGACCGACGGACGCGGACGGACGGAGCGCCCGUACAGCGGAGAGAGAGUGGACCGGCCGGUGUGUGACGGGCAGUCCCGGAGAGCGGACCCGCCAACAGACCUGCUCGGAGAUAAUUUCCAAGGAGCGACGCACAGCCUCGAGAUUCCAUCGCCCGUUGGUGGCCUUAGUCUCACGCUGCAUCAGCCAGGAGUGCUGGAUAGCCCAAGUGAUACCGCGGAGAAUCGACGGCCUGUGGCCAACCUGGAUGCUAACAUUCUCUCCUCGUGACAUCACCUAACAUCGAAACGAUGGAGAUCCUCGGACUCGUCAUAACACCUAUGAUGUUCUCGUGCAUCAAAGGACUACUGGUCACGGCCGCUGUUCUGUUUGCACUGAGCUUCAAGUUCUGUGACAAUCCGGUACUGAAAUGCAUGCCGAGAAGGACUCGGCCCCUCAUUGGGAACCUUCUGGAUCUUCCCACUUCCCUGACCACGCUCAUCCCCACCAUGCGCAUGUGGGUCGAGUACUUCCCAGGCAUCUGUUACGGCUACGUGCUCUGGUUCCACUACGUACUGGUCUCGACGGCCGAGUACGUCGAACCAGUGAUGAACAGCAAGAAGUUCCUCAACAAGGGCCUCGACUACGACUCCCUGCGCCCGUGGUUCGGCGAGGGUCUACUGACCGGUUCUGGAGAGCACUGGCACAAGCACCGCAAGCUGCUGACGCCGACCUUCCACUUCUCGAUUCUGGACCAGUUCCUGCCCAUCUUCCAGCAGCACAGUCAGGCGCUGGUUCGCACCCUGCAGGAGCGCGUGCAGCGCUCGUCCACCGUGAACGUGUGGCCUCUGGUGGGCGACACGACGCUGGACGCCAUCUGCCACACUGCCAUGGGUGUGGAGCUCGGCGCGCGUGAGGACGCCUACCGACGAGCCGUCAUCGAGAUGGGCAACAUCGUGCAGCAAAAGUCCAUCCGGCCGUGGCUCCGCAUUCCGUUUGUGUUCCGCAUGCUCGGCAAGGAGCAGCACCAGAAGGACACACUGGCCAUCCUGCACGGAUUCUCGCGCUCGGUGAUCGCCAAACGACGCCAAGAACUCCUGGAGGAGGGCCACCUCGGUGACAGCGGCUUCUGCAUCGAGGACAUGCCCGUGACGAAGAGACGCCUGGCUUUCCUCGAUCUUCUCAUCAUGACAGCGCAGGAUGGCGCCGUCAUGAGCGACGAAGAUAUCCGCGAAGAGGUGGACACGUUCAUGUUCGAGGGCCACGACACAACUACUUCGUGCAUCAACUGGGCACUGUACAACAUCGCCCGCUCUCCAGACGUUCAGCGCAAGAUUGAGCGCGAGCUCGACGAGGUGUUUGCCGGUGAUGACCGUGCGCCGUCUCGCGAGGACAUCGGCAACCUGAAGUACCUCGAGUGCGCCAUCAAAGAGUCGAUGCGUCUGUUCCCUCCUGUGACGCUCUUCAGUCGGAGGACGUACGAGACGGCACAGAUCCGCGAGUACGAGAUCCCGCCGGGCAUCGACAUUCUCAUCUUCCCAUACAUGAUCCACCGCGACCCCAACCACUGGCCGGAGCCGGACCGCUACGACCCUGACCGCUUCCUGCCGGAGGCGAUGAAGGGCCGACACCCCUACAGCUACGUCCCCUUCUCAGCAGGGCUGCGAAACUGCAUCGGCCAGCGCUUCGCCAUGCUGGAGGUCAAGAUCAUGGUGGCCGCCAUCCUGCGCAAGUUCUGGGUGGAGACCAACGAGAAAUAUGAGGAUCUCGUCUUCGAGAUGAGCCUCACCAUCCAGAAGCACGGGCCGCUCAACAUCAAGUUCGUGCCCAAGACGCGAAAGGCGGAGAUGAUCCGUUCCGGUUGAGAGAGACGCGCGCCGCACUAUGCAUCCGGUUAGAGCACAAGCUGCUUGGCUGCCCAAACGUCAGCGGUGACGCACUCCGGUGUAUGAUAUCAUUAAACCGGAUGCUUUGCAAAGUGCAUGGUCUAGAUUUAGACAAAGUCGAGCAAGGUGGGAGCUUCCGCAAUGACAGGGAAUGUCCGCUGAAUCAGUGAUGAUAGCUGAUUUUGCGCUCGACAACUCAACUUGAUAGGGUCAGUUGAAGACUUAUAUUGAGUCAAAGCGUGUUUCGCUUCGGUGGCAUUGUGAUGAAGUCUCCAGAGUGAAUAAGUUGUGGCUUUACGGGUGUGGGGUUUGGCUGUGGAGAUGGCUCAUGUGAUGGCUUCAUAUACAUCAUUAACCUUUUCGGUACGAGUGUCAUGGACAAGUGCAGCGGCCAGAAAUAACAUCAAACCACUUGCGCUAGUGAACGGACUGGUGCGUGUGCUGCUUAUCUAGCAUGACUGGCAGCAGUGACUCGUAGUCGGUACCAUGUUCAUUGUUCAGUGCUCUCUGCCGUGACUUCUGUCUACCGCUAAUCGGCUUUUCACACUACACCUAUUACGCAUGCUUGCUUAUCCCGAGUUGCUCGGUGUACCAAUAGCGAUCUUGCGGGUGGUCAGUGAGAUGUCAAUCGUUCAGCUGAGUGUAUAUUAUUGUACGUUCACAUUGUUAUUGUUCAGGCUUUUCUUAGUCUUCGCCUAGGCCUGAAACAACUUGGCAUCUUAGUGUUAUAAGAUUAGUAGGUCGAAAGGUACAACUGUCCAUGGAUUCUGUACAACGUGUCAUCCUGUCCGACAUGUGUUAUAUCCUUGUGAAAUAUGUAUGAGCCUUUAGAAGGUUGUGUUUUUAAUAAACGCCACGUUGA
Amphibalanus amphitrite is the source of this 2792-nucleotide messenger RNA. Its product is annotated as cytochrome P450 4C1-like. Gene Ontology annotation, molecular function: heme binding; monooxygenase activity; oxidoreductase activity, acting on paired donors, with incorporation or reduction of molecular oxygen. The record is from RefSeq and is a predicted model, not a curated record. NCBI's taxonomy places the organism in Eukaryota, Metazoa, Arthropoda, Thecostraca, Balanomorpha, Balanidae. The transcript is spliced from 2 exons. Bases 356 to 1909 code for a protein of 517 amino acids.